Cydia fagiglandana is the source of this 372-nucleotide messenger RNA. Its product is annotated as chorion class CB protein M5H4-like. Bases 18 to 368 code for a protein of 116 amino acids. Gene Ontology annotation, molecular function: structural constituent of egg chorion. NCBI's taxonomy places the organism in Eukaryota, Metazoa, Arthropoda, Insecta, Lepidoptera, Tortricidae. Gene Ontology annotation, biological process: multicellular organism development; chorion-containing eggshell formation. The record is from RefSeq and is a predicted model, not a curated record. Gene Ontology annotation, cellular component: egg chorion. The transcript is spliced from 2 exons.
UAAAAGAAACAUACAAAAUGUCUUUUAAGGCUGUAAUUUUCUGUGCCGCUGCCUUAUUGGUUCAGAGCAUCGUUGCUCAGAUGAGCUACGGUUGCAGCUGCCAGUCCAUCGAGGUGUCUAACAACGGCGGAGCCCUGACCGUGACCAGCGCCGGUCCCAUCGCGCCGACCGGCAUCGCCGUCGCCUCGGACCUAGGCCUGUCCGGCGACCUGGACCUGUCCGGCGCGCUGCCGUACCUGAGCGCGGUGGCGUUCGAGGGCCAGUUCGACACCAGCGGCGUGGCUCCAGUGUCGUACGGCUGCGGGGACAGCGUCGCCAUCACCCAGCAGAUCGGCGGCUCCAGCGGCUGCGGAUGCGUCAGACGCUAAGGAC